AUGAAUGUCGUGACUAUAAUGAAUAUCACAUACUUGGAUCUAAUAUUGGAAGAUUUGAAAUGUCGCUUGACAUCGGGUAAUGGAUGCGGUAAUGAUAUCAGUCCGGGCUUGGACUGCAGCUAUUCAGAAUACUCUGUAGACUAUUUCUGCGAAUUGAACAUAGAUGUACAAAAUGAAACUUCUUACAGCUGUACAAGGUGUUCUAAUAACAGUUUGGAUUAUAACAUCAACUAUACUGUAUGCAACACUAGAUUCAAACUCAACAUGUUGUCUGUAAUUUUUGAGAGCGCAUUGAGAUCUUUAUGGCUAAAACUACCAGAUUAUGAAGGGUGCGACCGGGAUACUUUAUUUUGCUUGAAAGAUGAUUUCAAUCGGACGUUAUACAAAGACUUUAAUGAUAGUGAUUUAAAAAGUAGUGAAGUAGAGAUCUAUCAAUGUAAAUGGAAUUUUAAAAAUGUAACUGACAACUUAUCCGUGACAGUAGGAUACGAAUGGAGUUUUUUAUUUGUCAUAUUGUUCAUAAUUGCGGGCGGUGUUGGGAAUAUUCUGGUGUGUUUAGCCGUAUGUCUUGAUAAAAGACUUCAAAAUGUGACGAACUAUUUUCUCCUUUCGUUAGCGAUAGCCGAUUUGCUUGUUAGUUUGUUCGUGAUGCCCAUGGGCGCCAUACCUGGAUUUUUAGGAUAUUGGCCUUUAGGUGUGGUGUGGUGUAACGUAUAUGUUACUUGCGACGUUCUAGCUUGUUCAGCUAGCAUCAUGCACAUGUGCUUCAUAAGUAUUGGAAGGUAUCUUGGCAUACGGAACCCACUUAAAAGUCGACACCAUUCAACUAAGAGAGUAGUUGUGAUUAAAAUUGCUCUCGUCUGGCUUCUUAGUAUGUUUGUAUCCAGUUCAAUUACGGUUUUAGGUAUAAUUAACCGAUCGAACAUAAUGCCAACGCCAGAUCUUUGUGUCAUCAACAAUCGGUUGUUUUGGGUAUUCGGCUCCUUGGUGGCGUUUUACAUUCCAAUGCUGAUGAUGGUGGUUUCCUUUGCGCUCACUGUGCAGCUGCUGAAGAAACAAGCGUUAUUGGCAGCGACGCCCGUUCCCGGAGGAAUGCAGAGAAGGCAAUGCGGCGGUUUUGAUAACGACCCAACGCAAGGACCACGUCGCAUGGGAUCCAAAAGCUCCCCAGAUUUGUCACCGCGUAGCAAUGUUUCAAGACAAAUGACUUGGAGAGUAACUUCAACAAACAGAAAGCAACGAAACAAGAUUGGUAUGAGCGUUUCCAAUCCUCAGUUAAGUUUUAUGAAUGGUUGUGGCAAUGGCGCGGGGUCUGGUAGUAACAGAAGAGGACGAGAUGUCGCAACGCAGACACCGCUUAAUAUAGCAGCAGAGACCAGGCGCGCAAAGUUGAGACCAUUGAAAUUAACCCUAGCUCCAGCUAAUGCUUUAAAUCUAAGAUUUCUAACCAAUCGUAAAAAAGGGCGAUCUCUAUCAGCGAAUGCAGUAGCCAAUGAACAAAAAGCUACUAAAGUACUCGGGUUGGUGUUUUUCACAUUCGUCCUAUGUUGGGCUCCAUUUUUCCUUCUUAACAUUUUAUUCGCAUCGUGUCCCACAUGUAUUGUUCCAGAUCAUAUAGUUAACGUUUGCUUAUGGUUGGGUUAUAUGUCUUCGACCAUAAAUCCAAUUAUCUACACGGUCUUCAAUAGAACAUUCCGUGCUGCAUUUCUAAGACUACUUAAAUGUCACUGUAGCAGGCGAGGUCAUUGUACUCGUUACAUGUCAGUUGGAUCAACUAGAGGAGCUUCACAACUUUGUGCGAGAUCUGCUCUGCCGUUAGCGAUAUCACUUCGACCGUCUGUUAUGCCUUCGUCAUCACCUGCUAUGCAGGAAAUUACAGAGUCUGUUCUCAUUGAACCACAAUUUACGGGUUAUAAUUUACGUUAUUAG
This is a messenger RNA of Parnassius mnemosyne (clouded apollo), 1929 nucleotides long. NCBI's taxonomy places the organism in Eukaryota, Metazoa, Arthropoda, Insecta, Lepidoptera, Papilionidae. The record is from the annotation of a GenBank genome assembly.